AUUGGAGCGACGGAUCACUUGACGCCGCCAUUGAGUCCCAUGAUCGUGGCCCAUUCCGGUUUUUUCGUCCCGGAAGACACUUCUUGCGAACUACCCGAGCCUUCGGACCCCAGCUCACGACUCAGCGACGAUAUCGAGGCUGCUGAGAGCCACAUAUUCGAGUCUGACCUCCAGUUCUGGGAGGAUGCCGCUGAGGAAGACGGGUCGCCUGAAAGAUACGAUGACAUUGACGUACCUGACAUGAUUAGGGCGGGAGAAUUCCGACCACCGGUCCAAACAUCAUCUCCGCAGCCAGUUCCUCGGGAUCUGAGAGUCGACGUUCCCUUGCUGCCAUGCAAUGACAACAGCGAUAAUACACUGGCACGCACGAGAAUCCUUGCGCCUGAAGACCUGGCAGAGGCAAAGGAACUGGUGGCCAGUAGCGAUACGCUAUCCGGGUCAGACGGCCCUACCGGCCAGCUCGUCACCUUCUUUCUAGAAAAGGCAACAAGCGUGAUGAGGCGCGCAGAGCAGGAGAAGCUCCAAUCCCUUGACGCAACAUCCAGGGUGCCCGUUCCGGUGCUUGACUUCUCCGUCCCUGCCCCUGAAUGGGACCAACGGCUUUGGGAGCCCAGGGCAAUGUUCCGUUGGAUCCAGAGGGACAUCGACGUCGACUGGAAGGGCCCCAAGUGGCCACACAACCGGGUGGCUGAGCAGAGGAUGGUCUGGGCGCCACUGGCCCACAUGAAGGAGAAGACGUUGGUUUCGGAGCGAAUUGCGGUCGAUGAUGAGACCCUCAGAGUCUUUCUGCAAAGAAGCCGUGAUGAAGAAGUUCUCACCAGCUCGGAUUAUGUCUACAAGCACCCGGGCUUGGCAAUUCUUCGAAUGGAGGACGAUGAGGAGGAGGAGGACGACGACCUCGCACCGCUCAACCUCUCAACACAUACACCGACUGACGUUGCUCAACCUAACAGCUUAGGAAGAACCCCUUCCUUAACUGAGCCUGACCUUGCCUUGCAAGGCAGUUCUCCCGUCAUCGCCACCCCGCCAACACAACUUCUGCCGGAUUUGCCGUCUCUCCUCAGCGGUAGAAAGACCCUCAUCGACAAGGCGCUUGAGACGAGAUGGCCGAGCCGAAAGCGAGAGCGGGGGACGGCAUCAACCCCCGAGGUCUCAGCAACGGAAAUCAUCGACUCAGCGCUGAUCCCUUCGACCAAUGUUUUGCGAGGCUUCAUGAGCGAAUACACGGAUUUCGCGCCGCUGGUGGACAACUUUGUCGAGAUGAACUUCCCCAAGAAGCAGAAGCUUACCCACAGCCCCUUCUUCGGCCGAGCCGGCACAACACCAGCCACAGCGCAGCAGAGGGCCGACGAGGCAGCGAAACUGAUGCCUCCGCCUCCCAAGCCUAUUCCUGCUCUAGCCCCGGACGUCAUCCCGCCUCGCAUUCCUCCCCGCAUCGUUGUGUUCUCCACCGUCUCAAAGCCCCUAACCCAAGCCCUCGAGAAGCUCCUCCCCGACCUCGAACUCAUCCCCCGCGCACACGAUAGGCACCGACCUCCCGGCUGGCGCCCAGGGAUGCGCUCCCCAAACCUGGACGAGGCAGACAUCGUUGUCUCGCCAGCGACCGGCAUCCUCCUCACGACCAUGGUCCAGCUCCGGCAGAGGCCCGUGCCGGGGUGCCAGCCCGGGAACAUCGCAGCAGCGCCAACAACAACUCCAAUGACAACGAUGAGCAGCUUCUGCCAGGUGGUGGCAAACGUUUCGGCCCGGCACGAGCGGCUCGUGGUGCUGGUCUCGGAGGGCAACAAGCACAGCGAGACGGCCAGCCCGCUGUCGCAGUCGGACGCCCGCGCGCUGGCCGAGUUUCAGGGGUUUGCGGCCGGGCUGCGGACCGCGGACGUGCAGGUGGUGUACGUGGCGGGCGGGGUCGAGACGCUGGCGAAGUGGGUGGCGGCUACCAUCUGCAGGCAUGCGGGGGAGGCGGAGGCUGUUCGGGAUCUGCUGCUGCCGGUGGAGACGCUCUGGGAGGUGUUUCUGCGCCGCGCGGGGAUGGAUGUCUUCGCUGCGCAGGUCGUGCUGGGGAGGUUGAAGAUGCCGGAAGAUCGGCCGGCGGUAGGCGGAGGGGACGGGCAGGUGUUUGGGCUGCCGCUGUUUGUGAUGAUGUCCAAGGAGAGGAGGAUCGAGUUGUUCGAGGGGGUGUUCGGGGGUAGGAGGAUGCUGGAACGCGUGAGCGAGGUAAUCGAUGAGCCUUGGGGGCAGUGGGCGGUUGACGAGCUCGACUUCGCUCUCGGGACGCAGCCCAGCUUGGAGAAGUUUUACGAUGCGCUUUGA
Messenger RNA from Thermothielavioides terrestris NRRL 8126, 2310 nucleotides. RefSeq lists its product as uncharacterized. The coding region runs from base 40 to 2310 and encodes 756 amino acids. Lineage: Eukaryota; Fungi; Ascomycota; Sordariomycetes; Sordariales; Chaetomiaceae. The record is from RefSeq and is a predicted model, not a curated record. The transcript has a single exon.